This is a messenger RNA of Helianthus annuus (common sunflower), 693 nucleotides long. RefSeq lists its product as uncharacterized. Gene Ontology annotation, molecular function: catalytic activity. NCBI's taxonomy places the organism in Eukaryota, Viridiplantae, Streptophyta, Magnoliopsida, Asterales, Asteraceae. The record is from RefSeq and is a predicted model, not a curated record. The coding region runs from base 1 to 693 and encodes 230 amino acids. The transcript has a single exon.
AUGGGGACUGGUAAAGCAACUGCAGUCCGAGGUAUGUUAUCACAAUUCGGUAUAAGUUUUAUAGCAAUACAGGAAACACAAUUUGUUGAGUUAUCGGAAAGAAUCAUAAGAAGUUUUUGGGAUAAAUCAUCUUUUGAGUUUUCAAAAGUGAAUUCGGAAAGUCGGUCAGGGGGGUUGUUAUCAAUGUGGAAUCCUAAUGUGUUUAACAAGGAACAAGAAGUCAAGAGUCAAAAUUUUAUCUUAGUAAAGGGGAAAAUUAAAGGGGAACAAGAAGAUUUGAUAAUUGUAAACGUAUAUGCAUCGACAAAUCAGAGUAGAAGAAGACAAAUGUGGGAUGAGUUGUUAAUGCUGAAACAAACAAUCCAAGGUAGAUGGAUAAUGUUAGGAGACUUUAACGAAGUACGGAUACCCGAAGAAAGGUUCAAUUCACAAUUUUACGUCAUAGGAGCUAUAUGUUUCAAUAAUUUCAUACGAAACGGUGGAUUCCAAGAAUAUAAUAUAGGUGGGAAACAAUACACUUUCAUGUCUACUGAUGGUAGGAAUCUCAGUAAAAUCGAUCAAGUAUUGGUUUGUGGUGAGUUUAUGGCAAAAUGGCCCGAUGCGUCACUAAUGGCCUUAAAUAGGGAGAUAUCAGACCACAGUCUACUGAUACUGAUGACCACAGUGAACAGAUUCGGACCAACGCCAUUCUGA